UGAGAGCCUGUCAGCCCACGAGCUGCAGCGCGCCUGCACACGGGCGCCGACGGGGCGCCGACGGAUCCCUGAGCUGAGCCGCACGAGAGUCCCAGCAGGUGGCCGCCCGGCACCCUCACGGCUGAAGCUGGGUGAGGACAGCGGCGAGCGCCUUUCGGCUCGCCUCAGUUACUUUGAAACCGAAAGCGUCGCUGCGACUUCAGCGAGAAUGGCUUCUUCAGAAGAGCAAGGAGGAGCCCCCUGUGGUUUUAUCCGCCAGAAUUCCAGCAACUCUGUUUCCUUGGACUUUGAGCCCCACACAGAAUACCAGUUUGUGGAGCAGUUGGAAGAGCGCUACAAAUGUGCCUUCUGCCAUUCGGUACUUCACAACCCCCACCAGACAGGUUGUGGGCAUCGCUUCUGCCAGCACUGCAUCCUGUCCCUGAGAGAAUUAAAUGCAGUGCCAAUCUGCCCUGUAGAUAAGGAGGUUAUCAAAUCUCAGGAGGUGUUUAAAGACAAUUGCUGCAAAAGAGAAGUUCUCAAUUUAUAUGUGUAUUGCAAAAAUGCUCCUGGCUGCAAUGCCAAGAUUAUUCUGGGACGAUACCAGGACCACCUUCAGCAGUGCUUGCUUCAAGCUGUGCAGUGUUCUAACAAGAACUGUCGGGAAGCAGUCCUCCGGAAAGACCUGAAGGAGCAUUUGAGUGCAUACUGCCAGUUUCGAGAAGAAAAAUGCCUAUAUUGCAAAAAGGAUGUAGUAGUGAUCAACCUACAGAAUCAUGAGGAAAACCUGUGUCCUGAGUACCCAGUAUCUUGCCCCAACAAGUGUUUGCAGAUUAUUCCAAGAACCAAGGUGAAUGAACAUCUGGCUGUGUGUCCUGAAGCCGAACAAGACUGUCCUUUUAAGCACUAUGGCUGUACUGUAAAGGAUAAGCGGGGGAACCUGCAGGAGCAUGAACAUUCAGCCUUGCGGGACCACAUGCUGCUGGUUUUAGAAAAGAACUUUCAAUUAGAAGAACAGAUUUCUGACUUAUAUAAGAGCCUAGAACAAAAAGAAAGUAAAAUCCAGAAGUUAGCAGAAACUGUAAAGAAAUUUGAAAAGGAGUUCAAGCAGUUUUCACAGUUGUUUGGCAAAAAUGGAAGUUUCCUCUCAAAUAUCCAGGUUCUUGCCAGUCACAUUGACAAGUCUGCUUGGCUAGAAGCUCAAGUGCGUCAGUUAUUACAAAUGGUAAACCAGCAACAAAAUAAAUAUGACCUGAGGCCUCUGGUGGAAGCGAUUGAUACAAUAAAACAGAAAAUUACCCUAUUAGAAACCAAUGAUCAAAGAUUAGUUGUUUUAGAAGGGGAGACUAACAAACAUGAUGCACACAUUAAUAUUCACAAAGCACAGCUGAAUAAAAAUGAAGAGCGAUUUAAACUGCUGGAGGGUGCCUGCUAUAAUGGAAAGCUCAUUUGGAAAGUGACAGAUUACAAGAUGAAGAAGAAGGAGGCAAUGGACGGACACAUAGUGUCUAUCUUCAGCCAGCCCUUCUAUACCAGCCGCUGUGGUUACCGGCUCUGUGCUAGAGCAUACCUGAACGGGGAUGGGUCUGGGAAGGGAACCCACCUGUCCCUGUACUUUGUGGUGAUGCGAGGAGAGUUCGACUCACUGUUGCAGUGGCCAUUUAAGCAGAGGGUGACUCUGAUGCUUCUGGACCAGAGUGGCAAAAAGAACCACAUAAUGGAGACCUUCAAAGCUGACCCCAAUAGCAGCAGCUUUAAAAGACCUGACGGGGAGAUGAACAUUGCAUCUGGCUGUCCCCGCUUUGUGGCUCAUUCCACUUUGGAGAAUGCCAAGAACACCUACAUUAAAGAUGACACCCUGUUCUUGAAAGUAGCUGUGGAUUUAACUGACCUGGAGGAUCUCUAGUUCACUGUUCCCAGGGUGACAGGAAAACUUCUUGGGUUCCGAAGCACGGUUCAGUUGAUUAUCAUAUUGAUCUGGAUUUUGACUCGGUGUAUGUGGCUUUUUGCCUUUAAUGUUUAAAGUCAGUUCAAAACAUCUAAAUGCUGUCUUUUUAUAUUCUA
Sciurus carolinensis (gray squirrel) is the source of this 2043-nucleotide messenger RNA. It is a transcript of the gene Traf5, whose product is annotated as TNF receptor associated factor 5. The transcript has 11 exons. Gene Ontology annotation, molecular function: thioesterase binding; zinc ion binding; tumor necrosis factor receptor binding. Lineage: Eukaryota; Metazoa; Chordata; Mammalia; Rodentia; Sciuridae. The record is from RefSeq and is a predicted model, not a curated record. Gene Ontology annotation, cellular component: plasma membrane signaling receptor complex. The coding region runs from base 209 to 1885 and encodes 558 amino acids. Gene Ontology annotation, biological process: protein K63-linked ubiquitination; tumor necrosis factor-mediated signaling pathway; regulation of apoptotic process.